AUGUCUGCCACGAAAUCAGUAAUGAUGCCAGACAAAGAUAAUAUUGAUGUGGAACAACUGAUUCACAGCAACAACGAUUUCAACGCUUGUGAUAAUGCAGAUCAAAUAUUGGGACAACUUGGGGCUCGUAAUAAGUUCAUUCUAUUCAUAACAUUCAUCUUAUCGCUUGGAUGGACAAUCAGUGCAAUGCCGAAUAUGUGCAGUGCGUUCAUUGUCAGCGACAAAGAGUGCACUAAUAGUACGGAUUGUAAAGCUGAAAAUCGAACAACGAUCGCAUCGGAAUUCCAAUUAUCUGACGAACGCAAAUAUUUGGCCGAUUGGACGACGUCAGCAUUCAUGCUUGGCAAUAUGCUCGGUGCGACUGUUUUAACUCAACUUUCCGAUAAAUAUGGUCGACGUCCAGUGCUCAUAUUCUCUCUUAUUGGACUAACCUUAGCUGGAUUCAUAUCGGUUUUCGCCAACAACGUUCACGUGGUUACGCUCGGUCGUUUACUGCAAGGAGCUUGCGCACCGGGAUUAUGCUUGGUUGUUUGGGUACUCGGAUGUGAGUCAAUACCAAUAUCAUUACGUGGUUAUGCAACACUCAUUUAUGGUACCAUGUGGGUCAUUGGAUACUGUGCAAUUGCACCAUUGGCAUAUUACAUAACAAACUGGCGACUGAUCCUUCUUGCGAGCACGUUACCUGGUGUUUUCAUGGCUCUUCUUGUCUUCCUUUUCGUACCUGAAAGCUUACACUUCCUUGUCGUGAACGGCAGAAACGAAGAAGCAGUAAAUUGGGUGAAAACAGCGCAAAAGUAUGGCCAAACCAAGAAUACUGCUAACUUGGAAAAAAUGAUGGAGGUUUUGCUUGCUUGCAAGCCUAAGAAAGACGAAGCCAAUGAGUCAAGUAAUACAUUCGUCUAUUUUGGUCUCUCACUGUAUGUAACACGUAUUGCCGGUAACAAAUACUUGAACUACGUGCUCUCAGGACUCAUCGAAAUGCCAGCUUAUCUAUUUGCGCCGCCAGCACUCGAUAACAUUGGAAGGAAACCUGUUGUUGCAUGGUCUCAUUUCCUGGCUGGUUUCUCUCUGAUCGCUUACGUGACAUCACUCUGUAUGACGGGUAAAUUUGGGAUAUCAUGUUCUUUCAUUUGUAUUUUUGUGUAUGGCAGUGAAAUUUUCCCAACGACGAUUCGAAAUGCAUGUCUCGGAUUGUGCUUAGUUGUAGCACGAUUUGGUGGAAUUGUUGCACCGUAUGUGAAACAUCUUGAGGCGAUCAGCCCUUCGCUACCAAUGGUUUUCUUCGGAUCGAUUGGUGUUGCAGCAGGUGUGUUAACAUUAUUUCUGCCAGAAACGAAGAACCGUGCUCUUCCUUCGUCACUUAACGAUGUAGCUGCAGAGAGGAAAUAA
Anisakis simplex (herring worm) is the source of this 1389-nucleotide messenger RNA. Lineage: Eukaryota; Metazoa; Nematoda; Chromadorea; Rhabditida; Anisakidae. The record is from the annotation of a GenBank genome assembly.